Messenger RNA from Phaedon cochleariae (mustard beetle), 2609 nucleotides. NCBI's taxonomy places the organism in Eukaryota, Metazoa, Arthropoda, Insecta, Coleoptera, Chrysomelidae. The record is from the annotation of a GenBank genome assembly.
AUUCACGAAUGAUUGUAACUGUGUUUGUGGUCGUAUAACGUCCUGAAAUAUUUUUUACCGGUGUUAUCAACGCAGCUAUCAUUUUGAUGUAUUGAGGAUCAAAAAACUGCAAGAAUGAAGCAGUUAAUAUUCCUAUUCCUAGCAUUUUUCGUAUUAAUUGGGUGUACGAAAGCUAAUGAUGAUGUGGUCGGUGAAGCAACUGUCGAAAAAGUGGAUUUGGAUUUAGGGGCUAGCAGAGAAGGUUCAAGAACAGAUGAUGAAGCGGUCAAGCGAGAGGAAGAAGCAAUCAAACUGGAUGGACUCAACGUUGCUCAGCUCAGAGAACUACGAGAAAAAUCGGAGAAGUUCGCUUUCCAAACAGAAGUCAACAGGAUGAUGAAACUCAUCAUCAAUUCUCUAUACCGAAACAAAGAAAUUUUCUUGAGAGAAUUGAUAUCUAACGCCUCCGAUGCCCUAGAUAAAAUCCGUAUGCUGUCUCUGACAGACAGAAGCGUUCUGGACACUCAGUCUGAGAUGAACAUUAGGAUUAAAGCGGACAAAGACUCAGGAAUGCUUCACAUCACCGAUACAGGAAUCGGAAUGACCAAACAGGAUCUGAUCAACAACCUGGGCACAAUAGCCAAGUCUGGGACAGCUGAAUUUUUGAGCAAAAUGCAGAACCCUGACACAGCUCAAGACAUGAAUGAUAUGAUCGGUCAGUUUGGUGUUGGAUUCUACUCUGCUUUCCUGGUUGCAGACAAGGUAAUCGUCACCUCGAAAAACAACGAGGACAAACAGUACAUCUGGGAGUCAGACUCUGCCAGCUUCAGCAUAGUCGAAGACCCUCGCGGGGACUCUUUGAAAAGAGGCACGACCAUCAGCCUCGAGCUGAAACCCGAAGCCAGGGACUUUUUGGAGCACGACACGGUUCGCAACCUGGUCAAGAAGUACUCGCAGUUCAUCAAUUUCCCUAUUUACUUGUGGACCAGCCGUACGGAAACGGUGGAGGAACCGUUGGAGGAAGACGCACCCGAAGACAAACCGCAGGCGGAAGAGGAAGAAGAAGAUGCAGAAGUGCAGGAGGACAAGGAAGAGGACAAACCAAAGACCAAAAAGGUGGAGAAGACAGUAUGGGACUGGGAACUGCUCAAUGACAGCAAGCCAUUGUGGACCAGGAAACCUUCAGAAGUAGAAGACAAGGAAUACGACGAGUUCUACAAAGCUCUCACCAAGGAUAGCAAAGAACCCCUAACGAAAAUCCACUUUGUCGCUGAAGGAGAGGUUACUUUCAAAGCUUUGUUGUACGUUCCGACGGUACAACCAUCGGAAAGUUUCAACCGGUACGGUACAAAAACUGACAACAUUAAGUUGUAUGUCAGAAGGGUCUUCAUCACCGACGAAUUCAAUGAUAUGAUGCCUUCUUACCUGAGUUUUAUCAGAGGGGUCGUUGAUUCCGAUGAUUUGCCUCUCAAUGUGUCUCGGGAAACUCUCCAGCAACACAAAUUGAUCAAGGUCAUCAAGAAGAAGUUGGUGAGGAAGGUGUUAGACAUGCUGAGGAAGCUUCCCGACGAGGAGUACGAGAAGUUCUGGAAGGAGUUCUCCACCAACAUCAAGCUAGGAACCAUCGAGGAUCCGGCCAAUCGUACUCGCUUGGCCAAACUGUUGAAAUUCCUGUCGUCGAAUGGCGAUUUGACCAGCUUGGGCGAUUACGUCAAACGAAUGAAGCCCAAACAGGAUAAGAUUUUCUAUAUCGCUGGGUCUGAGAGACGGGAAGUCGAGAAAUCACCGUUCGUCGAAAGGUUGCUGCGCAAAGGUUACGAGGUCCUCUACCUCGUAGAAGCCGUGGACGAGUACUCGAUAUCCGCCAUUCCGGAAUUCGAGGGCAAAAAGUUCCAGAACGUGGCCAAAGAGGGCUUCAGCCUCACGGAGGCCGAAGGCGGCAAAGAGCAGUUGGAGCAGCUCAAAACCACCUUCGAACCGCUCACCAAGUGGUUGGCCGACGAGGCCCUCAAAGACCAAGUGGCCAAGGCUGUAGUUUCAGAGAGAUUGAGUGAUUCUCCUUGCGCUCUAGUGGCCAGCAUGUUCGGUUGGACAGGAAAUAUGGAAAGACUGGCGAUUUCCAAUGCACACCAGAAAGCGGACGACCCGCAACGAACGUACUACCUGAACCAGAAAAAGACCCUGGAGAUCAACCCAAGGCACCCUCUGAUGAAGGAGCUGCUGAAGCGAGUAGCAGACGAUCCCAGCGAUCCCACUGCCAAAGACAUGGCGAGAAUGUUGUUCCGGACGGCCACUUUGCGGUCCGGGUACAUGCUGAGAGAGACUGCUGAUUUCGCUCAGUCCAUCGAGGCUAUGAUGCGCAAAACAUUGGGGAUUCCCCUCGACGAACAGGUGGAGGAAGAAGAUGACAUUCCAGAGGACGGAAUUCCGGAAGAGGAAAAUGUGGACGCAGAUGGUGAUGAAGAGGGCAAAGAAGAAGAGCACGACGAACUUUAAAUGAAGGCCAAGUGUGCGUGUGAGUGUUUUGUGUGAUGAUGAAUCGUUUCUUUUUGAUUGUUCUGUACGAUCGUUCAAGAUCAAGACUGUACCUUUUAUUUUUUGUAUGCUAAUUAAAGAGAUAUUUAUUAUUU